AUGGGGGUGUCUCCUCCAACUCAUGUCAGCACUGAGCAUGAAUGGCGCUUAGGAUGGAUGAAUCCAGUGGAUAGAAGUAUAUCAUACUUUCGUCUGCAUACGCUUGAUCUAUAUUUCUGGACUCUGGACGAUGCAAAACAAUUCUUAGCUACCGUUAAAAGGUUGCUAGCCCCCAAUCAGCUGGAAAAUAUACAGCAAAUCCAGCCAUCUUCCCAGCAAGCUCCAAUGAGUGCUGUGGUACAAAACCUGGAGAAGGUUGCGAUAUCAGAUCCUGGUUAUCAGCAGCAGCAACAACAACAUCAGCAGCAAAUAAGGCCUGAUGUUCAUAGCAUAAAGAACAUCCCGCCGCCGCCACCUCCGCCUCCACAUCCAACCAUGCAGCCCACGCCUCCCGUUAUUCCCGCCAGUGUCCAAGUUGUGACCCAACCUGUUAGCCCGAUAGAUGAUGCGGCAUCUCAUGCAUCAACUGCCCAGGAAAAGAAAGAAGCCCCGGCAUCGUACGCUCCCCUUGCGUAUAAUCCUGCUGCCCCACCAGCUCCAGAGCCCAUAAAACCUCGCGAGGCGACUCCUCCACCCCCCGAUGCUGCCGAAGGCACAGGACUUUCCACCCCGGGCAUGGGAAUGACUUUCGCACCACCUCCUACUGGAGAAAUCGAGAGCCCCCAACCUGUUCAGCCUCAUGGUGUGGGGAAUGUUAGCGGUUCUAACCCGCAGCCUUACACAGUUCCAGGAGUCCAGGGGACAUACUCGCCUGCAUCUUCGAGUAUUAAUCAGCAAUCAUACACCCCAGGACACCCCCCACCCGGUGGUAUGUCUUUUGGACCUCUACCAACAACUGCCACUGUCCCUCCGACAGCUCCUCCAACUACUGCGGCUAGCCAUCGUGGAAGCUAUGGUUCAACCUUUGCGCCGCCUCCUCAGGACCCUAAUGCACACUUGUAUGGCCAGCAGACUUUUGGGCCUCCACCAGUUAACCAAUAUACUCAGCAUCUGGCUCAAAACCAUAGUCAUCUUACCCGACGAGAAUCCCAGGCUUCCCAGCACUCUGCUGGUGGAUAUAGCUAUAACUAUCCACAGCAGCAACAGCAACAGCAACCGCAGCAGCAGCAGCAGCAACCCAGGCCAAGCGACUAUUCCAUACAUCAGCAGGUCUAUAAUCCAUCGGGGUCCGAUCAGCCUCCCACCACCAACAGGAAUGAACCUGCCAAGUAUAGCAAACUUGGCAACAGUGCAAUGCGAAUGGAAAAAGGGGUUAAUAAACUCUUCAAGAAAUUGGAGAAUAGGAUAUAA
Messenger RNA from Trichophyton verrucosum HKI 0517, 1290 nucleotides. RefSeq lists its product as uncharacterized. The coding region runs from base 1 to 1290 and encodes 429 amino acids. The transcript has a single exon. The record is from RefSeq and is a predicted model, not a curated record. NCBI's taxonomy places the organism in Eukaryota, Fungi, Ascomycota, Eurotiomycetes, Onygenales, Arthrodermataceae.